UGGUUAAAGUAGCCCCGCCCGCGCACGCGCACACGUUAUAGAAGCGGAAAGUUACGGUGCGGUUUGUCUGAAGAUGUCGGCGGCCGGUAAUGUGUCCACAAUGAGGAAGGUCGUGCAGCAGUUGCGGCUGGAGGCCAGUCUAAACCGGGUCAAGGUUUCCCAGGCAGCCGCGGAUUUAAAGCAGUUCUGUAUGCAGAAUGCCCCGAACGAUCCCCUGCUGACCGGGGUGUCUUCGAGUACCAACCCCUUCCGGCCCCAGAAAGUCUGCUCCUUCCUGUAACGAUCAUCCUGUUGUUGUAGAAGUGGCCGGAUUGGAGGAAGGCCUGUGCCACGUGCCAAGUAUUCUCUGUAAAUCUCUCUCAAGCUUUUACCAUCUACCUCCCCGAUAACCGCGUGCCUUUCUUUUCUAGUCUGACACAAUCGUUUUGUACACUGGUGACGGCUGAAAACAAUAAACCUGUUUUGUUGUAAA
This is a messenger RNA of Spea bombifrons (plains spadefoot toad), 472 nucleotides long. It is a transcript of the gene GNG5, whose product is annotated as G protein subunit gamma 5. Gene Ontology annotation, cellular component: heterotrimeric G-protein complex. Gene Ontology annotation, biological process: G protein-coupled receptor signaling pathway. The record is from RefSeq and is a predicted model, not a curated record. Bases 74 to 280 code for a protein of 68 amino acids. Gene Ontology annotation, molecular function: G-protein beta-subunit binding. The transcript has 3 exons. Lineage: Eukaryota; Metazoa; Chordata; Amphibia; Anura; Pelobatidae.